Vicia faba (fava bean) is the source of this 1227-nucleotide messenger RNA. NCBI's taxonomy places the organism in Eukaryota, Viridiplantae, Streptophyta, Magnoliopsida, Fabales, Fabaceae. The record is from the annotation of a GenBank genome assembly.
AUGGGUUCCUGUGUCACAAGACACUCGUAUCAGCUUACCUGGUCCAAAAGCUUCUCCUUUUUUCUCUUCUCGUCGCUGCCCGACAUCACCGGCUUCCACCACAACCAUGUCUUCUCUUCAUUUCAACCUCCAUCCACUCCCUCCAUCUUCAUCUCCACUACUCACCACCACCAACAACAUUUCUUCCUUCUCCCCCACUUCCCUCUCCAUCUUCUACAACAACCACCACCACCUUCUUCGCUUCAAUCUCAUCGGGAUUUGAAGCCGCAGAAUUUGCUUCUCGAUCAACAGCAAGGAAUUUUGAAGAUUGCUGAUCUUGGUCUUGGGAGGGCUUUUACCGUCCCGCUUAAGAGUUAUACUCAUGAGAUUGUUACUCUUUGGUAUAGAGCUCCUGAAGUUUUGCUUGGAUCUACUACCUACUCUACUAGAGUUGAUAUCUGGUCUGUUGGAUGUAUCUUUGGAUACUUUCCUAUUUCGCAGGCUUGCAAUAGCUCUGCAGUAACAUAUGUUCCAUUGUAUGACACCCUUGGUCCUAAUGCUGUGGAGUUUAUCAUAAACCAUGCUGAAGUUUCAAUCGCAUUUGUUCAAGAAAAUAAGAUUGCAUCAAUUUUGUCAUGUCUUGGUCGGUGUUCUUCAAAUCUUAAAACUAUUGUGAGCUUUGGAAAUGUUUCAGUCGCACAAAAGAAGGAAGCUGAGGAAUUUGGCGCGUCCUGCUUCUCCUGGGAAGAGUUUCUCCAGUUGGGAAGUUUAGAUUGGGAUCUACCACUGAAAAAGAAGACUGACAUUUGCACAAUAAUGUACACAAGUGGAACAACCGGAGAACCGAAAGGUGUCAUUAUUAAGAAUGAGGCAUUCAUGUCUGAAGUGUUGUCUAUUGAUCAAAUUAUCAUGUUAACAGACAGAGUGAUUAACAAUUUAUAUUCUGAUUACAAUUUAGUAUCAAUAUAUCAACACGAAGAAACUAAGCGGACUAUCAUAAGGAUGGAGCAGGGUGUUCACUCUUUCACGCAAAAAGCCAUGGCUUCACACGGAGCAUUAGCAAUGUUAUAUGGCUGCCACUCAAAUUACUAUAUCAAGAAACCUGAGGUACAAGAAGAAGCGCAAAAUGGACAAGUAGAAUUGGAAAAACAUGUCAUCACAAAGACAUUGACUAAGCCAUCUGAGGCAUAUUAUGAUGCCAAAAACCUGCCACAUGUUCUUGUGAGUACAAAAAUAUGUUUUGUGUGA